AUGGGGGACGGCAAUGAAGGAGAAAAUCAACCACUUCUAGCUACUGAAAGUACAACCUACAAUGGAGAUGUUUCUGGUCAACAAGCUACCGUCUCUCCCAUCGGCCCAGAUGAGCUUCCUCCGCCAUUUUACCAACCUACAGAGGGCGGAGGAGUACCUAUGGUCACAUGCAGAGUCUGUCAAGCUAUGAUAGAUAUAUCAGGAAAAAGGGAUCAGCAUGUCGUUAAAUGUGCUCAGUGCAAUGAAGCCACGCGCAUCGCCUGUCCGCGGCCGAACUGCAAGCGGAUCAUCAAUUUGGCGCCCAGCCCGGUCACACCGCCGGUGCCCACCAUGCCGGGGAUGUGCAGGGUGACUUGCGGCCAUUGCCACGAUACUUUCUUGAAAAACACAUCACUUAGGAUCUUGAAAGAAGAACUCAGAACUCAGCAUAUUCUUGAUGCAAGUAUAGGCACAUUGAGCAAACUUCUCACAAAUGUAGGAUUCAAAUAUAAAAAAGAAGACAACAGACGGUUAUUGGUUGAGAAGACGGACAUAUCUCUAAUGAGAGCAGAGUUUUUCAGAAAGUUUUAUGAAAAUCGCAAUUCUAGUUUCCCUAGACAAAUCGUCUUCUUAGAUCAAACUUGGUUAUUUGCCAAAGGGAAUAAGAUGAAAUCAUGGCAAGAUCAAAGUACAAAAAGCGUUCGUAAACCAGAAGCGGGCACCUACACGUACGCCCAGCGCCACAACAGCGUCUACGUGGCGUAUGUCGGAGCUUUCCUCUUGGCGCUCAUCAUGCUCGUGCGGAGCCUCUAUUACUAUUUCAUGAAAGUGAGCAUCAUAGAUGGACCGAUGUAA
This is a messenger RNA of Phaedon cochleariae (mustard beetle), 834 nucleotides long. Lineage: Eukaryota; Metazoa; Arthropoda; Insecta; Coleoptera; Chrysomelidae. The record is from the annotation of a GenBank genome assembly.